Molecule: messenger RNA, 5970 nt
Organism: Mauremys reevesii (Reeves's turtle)
Lineage: Eukaryota; Metazoa; Chordata; Testudines; Geoemydidae
Gene: PSTPIP2
Product: proline-serine-threonine phosphatase interacting protein 2
Exons: 15
Coding region: 231-1238 (335 amino acids)
Biological process (GO): actin filament polymerization
Cellular component (GO): actin filament; plasma membrane; cytoplasm
Molecular function (GO): actin filament binding
Source: RefSeq, a predicted model, not a curated record
UGAGCCCUGAAAUCCCGGGCAGAUAAUCGCUGGCUUGGCAGGGAGGAGCGGAGAAAGCAGGGUGGCUGCUUGCUGGCUUUGGGGUUUAGGACCCAGAGGAGCCAGCGGCAGGCACCAGGGAUUGAGGAGGAACUAAAAAGUUACCGACUCUCACAAGUGUGGCUUGGGUGGCUCACAGACUCUGUGUUGCCUGGGGCGCUGGGAGACUCUGCUGCAGCUCGUCCUGCACCAUGAAGGAGACUCUGUUCAAGGGGAACUUCUGGAGUACCGAUUUAACGAGCACAGCUGGCUACGACAGCAUCAUUCAACAUCUGAAUGAUGGCAGGAAGAACUGCAAGGAAUUUGAAGACUUUCUGAAGGAAAGGGCAACUAUAGAAGAAAAAUAUGGCAAAGAGCUCAUUAACCUGACAAAGAAGAAGCCCUGUGGGCAGACAGAAUUGAACACCCUGAAGAGAGCUCUUGAAGUUUUUAAGCAACAGGUCGAUGGCGUAGGGCAGAGUCACAUCCAGCUGGCCCAGACCCUUCGGGAAGAGGCAAGGAAGAUGGAGGACUUCAGGGAAAAGCAAAAACUUCAUCGGAAAAAGAUAGAGCUUGUAAUGGAUGCUAUUCAUAAAAAUAGGAAUUUGCAGUAUAAGAAAACAGUGGAGGCAAAGAGGCUGUAUGAGCAGCGAUGCAGGGAUAAAGAUGAAGCAGAACAGGCCGUGCACCGCAAUGCAAACCUUGUAACACAAAAGCAACAAGAAAAGCUGUUUGUAAAGUUGGCUCAGAGCAAAUCAGCUCUGGAAGAUUCUGACAGGCAAUAUCAGCUGAAUGUUGGUGCGCUUGAGAAGAUCAGAGAAGAAUGGCAGAAUGAACACACCAAAGCCUGCGAGUUCUUUGAAACCCAGGAGUCCGAACGGAUAAACUACUUCCGCAAUGCGCUGUGGCUGCACCUUAACCAGCUCUCUCAGGAGUGCGUCCAGAGUGAUGAGAGAUAUGAAGAAACCCGUAGGAGUCUAGAAAUGUGCAGCAUCGAGAAGGAUAUAGAAUUUUUUGUAAAUUUCCGUAAAACCGGAAGUGUGCCCCCAGCUCCUGUGGUCUAUGAAAAUUACUAUAACACACAAAGAAAUGCAACUACAACAAGAAAUCAGGCCCCAGCACCUGGGAAAGGGAGGAGGGGGCCGUUACCAAUUCCUGCGAGUGGGCCAGGUGACCCUGAUUACGCGACGGUUGAUGGUUACAGUUUAAUACAUCACUAGCAUGAGCUGGUCUCAAAGCUGCUUGCCCAGUAGUGGCACUGAGUGCAAAAAUUAGUCGUCUGAGCCACCCAUCAGAGACGGUGUAUUCAGUUGCAAUUCCAGCAUCGGGCACAGUGACACAGCAUGGAACUGUUUCUUCUUUUAAAAAAUAUUUUGAAACUCUAGGUUAACUAUUUUGUAUGUUUUGAGGAUCCACAUGAGGUCCAACAAGGCCCCUCUUCCUUCACGGCGACAAAUUACACGGGCUGAUGUCCUAUUUUCGAGGUCAGGAAGGAGGACAUUGAAUCUCUGAAUAACGUUCGCUGAACCAAUGGAAUCUCCCCUAUCAAUAAGAGGGCUUGUGUUGGUGUUGGUGACAGUUCUUUGUGAUGUGCAAACCUCAACAUCUGUGUGGAAGACUCUAAAGGAUUUUUAAAAAAGGAAUCUCUUCUCACCAUGACGACUGAGAAUUCACAUGUGCCGCCGUAGUGCUGCCAGUGGGAAUCAUGUGCAGUGCUUUGGGCAUAGCACACAGGUCAAAGUAAGGUUUUGGUUUGGUACGCUGGAUUUUCACCAAGCUGAUUAAGAUCAUAGCCUAACCCUAAUUGUGGGAGUGCUCAUUAGACUGCUUACUCAUGGCAACACUGAGAGUUAGAACUCGAGAGGUAUUUAUAUGGCUGUACUGUGCAUUUGCUCCAGGCUACGCAGUGAUGUUGGAAGAAGCUGAUUCAUAUCCUGUCUCUAUCUAUCACGCCUCAGGAGCCUGUUUGGAUUACAUGAAUGGUCCGUUGACUUCAAUAUGGGUUCUGAUGAGAGGAAGGUGAACAAGUUAUGGCCCUUCAGUAGUUACCUACCACCCUUCCCUGGUUCUACUGUGGCACAGCAGUACAAUACAAAACCAUCCUUGCAGGUCCAGGCUGGUGACUCCUCCAUUCUUGAAUAACUGGAGGACAUGAGCCGGCCCUCCGGAGAGCUACAUCUGAAGGCAGGGCUUGCCGCUGUUCAGCUACCCACCACCAGGGCCGGCUCUGGCUUUUUUGCUGCCCCAAGCGCAAACAAAAAAAAAAAGAAAAGAAAAGAAAAAAACCUGCGGGGCGGCCGGAGCGCGAGUUCAGGGGGACUCCUGGCACUGCAGACAUGCCCCGGGAAAGGAGACAGAGGGAGGGGAGAGAGAACGGGGGUGGCCAGGCCUUCUGCCACGCUGCCUGCUGGGAGGGCUCUGCACCUCUCUCUGCUCUGCCAGUCCCAGUCCUCCCUUUGGAUCUCAGUCCUACACUACAGCCCACUACUCUUUCAAAUCUCACCCCCCAAAGAGUUCUGUCGAUGCUUCCCAACCCAAUCGAUCUGAAAUGUUAACUGAGCGCUGGUCAUUGUAGCAUGUAAGUGUUCCUCUUCUGCUGGGCCUUUGAUGCAAACUUGCCAGUGCAGCACAACCCUCUAUGCUAUUCCAGUCCUGGGUCUCCAAAACCAUUCUGCCGAUGCACCUCAAUGCUCACCUUGAGCUUGCUGGGGUGUGGACUUCUGAUUUCCUCUUGUUCUGGAAUGCGUAGCCACGAGCACAUAUACUGUGUCGAUUCCACUGCAAGACACCUACGGAUGUAGGGAACUUCAGUGAUUGGAUCUCUAUAUAUGAUGGCCCAUUGGGCCGACUCUAUUUUUCUCUCGCCUCAGUUUGGAGGGGAGUGGGAGUGAGAAAGUGAUCCCACGGGUUCCUGUAAAUGCAAGUGAAGCCCUGACUUUAAUGUGGUUGAAAAUGAUGAUGUAACACUCAUUGAAUUUAAACAGUGGUUCUCACUUGGUUCCAUCCCAGGCCCUCUUCCCAUCUAGCUGAAAUCCCCUACCCAUUUAGCAACAUGGGAAGGAUGGGGUGAUUGUGAUCCCAACAUUUGUUUGUGACAGUCCCUAUUGCUGUUCUAGUAGUUGCAACUCCCAAGAUGAGAACCCCAUGUUUAAAAGAUGUCAGAAGCUGAUCAAGCCUAGAUUUCAUUUGCAAAUCCAGACCACAGAGCAUUAAAAGAACAAACAGGUAAAGUGCAGAUGAGAAAAUACAUCACUAUUUAUCAUUGUAUUGUUACAAAUGCACACCAGAAUAGAUGGUUCAGUGAUACCACCUAGUACUUAUAUAGUGCUUUUUCAUCAUUUAGUCUCAAAGUGCUUAACAAAGGAGAUCAGUAUAAUUAUUCCCAUUUGCCAGGUGGGCAAACUGAGGCAUAACAACUUGAUCAGUCACCUAGCAGGUCAGUGGUACAGACAGGACUAGAAUCUAGGUCUCCUGAGUCCCAGUCCUGCAUUCUCUCCACUAGGCCACAUAGUCUCAGCAUGAGAGAGAAUUGGUACAGAGCCUUUGUGAGUAGUGUCCAAAUGUUACUUCCAUCUGAAAGCUGUAGAAAGAGAAUUGACCCCAGAUCUACAGCUAGGGCCUUUCAUUAGAGAUUACUGGGAUGGCUGAAUAGUAAGGUCAGGGCCAUAGUAUAAGAACUAGUACUCAGAAGCAUAUUGUACAAGAAGCUCCUUUUCUCUGCUGGGAUUUCCAGGCUGACACAGGGCGGUAGAUGGUCUUAGUUUGUUUCUUGCCUACAAAAACUGCUGCUCAACAACUUUCAAAGUGGUGCACUGUGUUUUAGGCACAUAAUUCACAAUAACUUUAAUGGAAGUCAUGCAGCUAAACCCACGUGCAUCACUUGAAAAAGGGAGGGGCUAAAAUGCAGCCCCAUAUUAAUUGCCCAAGAGUGAUGCUCCUUCUCAGUCCUGGGAGUAGGGAGAGCGAUUAUUUAGUUGACAGCAGGACUCCAAUAAAUAAGUGCUUUUCGAAAGGGAUCUUUUUAGUUCAGAGUGUAGUUAAUCACAGGGCAAUGUCAUGCACAUUUGAAAUGUGGAUCGCUUCACUGUAUUUGCUCUCUGAUUUAAAGAAGCCAGUCCUGAAAGCAAAAAGUACGAGUAUUCUGCCCAGCCAAUCUUAAAGAGAAAGAAAGCAAGCUGCCCCCAAAAAUCAAGGUUCUUCUCUGAAUUGUCCUAGAGAGUGUCUAAAAUCACUUCAGAAUCAAUAGGUCAAUACUCCCUAGAUAAAAGAGGAAGGUGUGAAACCGCUAGCUACACAAUAUUGAGUUCAGUUUUUCAGGAGGUGAAUUAGAAUGGUGGUAGGUAUGUGGAAAUACUUUCAUUUCUAGCCUGAUGUUUUCAGUUUCUAAAGGAGUCUGGAAAGGCAGAUGGUUUCAAACCAUAAAAUGUUAAUGAUAAAAAUGACAAGCGUGGUCAGUGGCUAUUGUAAAAGCUUUUUAUUAUUGUGAUUAGAGCAAAUCGUAUGUAAGAGUGUGGAGGUAAAUUUGGAAUAUAUCUGAAUUUAUUAAGAGUUUAGUGCAACUGGGCUAAAGUGAAACUUCACAAGCAAGUGGUAGAAGGGAGCUUUCAAUCUGGGGCCGCAGAACUCCAUCAGCCAACACCCACUCAUCCCUGCAGCUGCAGUCGGCUGCAGAGUUACAAGUGAUACAUCAUCAGAAAAAACAACGAGGAAUCCUCGUGGCACCUUAGAGACUAACAAUUUAUUUGGGCGUACGUUUUUGUGGACUAUAACCCACUUCAUCUGAUGCAUGGAGUAGAAAAUACUGUAGGGAGGUUUAAAUACACAGCAUAUGAAAAGAUGGGAGUCACCAGAAAAAAUUCUCAUUGGAUGAUUGUUUCCAAAGCAUGACAUUUGCUAGCUGCUUUAGGAAACAGUAACUUUUAUACAAAUUAAACCUCCAGUGAAUAUCCUGCUGUAUUUUUCUGUGCACUUGAAGCACAGAGAUUGCUGCGUUCUAUGUUAAAGCUGUUAGCUGAAUGAAAAGAAAAUUUGAGCUAAUUUGGAAAUUAAGGGCAAAACUCUUUCUUAUCUGCGCUGCAAAUUGCGAUUGCAUCUUUGCUUCUCAUUGUGUGAACUGUUAUUGACACCAGUAGACUUGCCAAUAUUGUAACCAAUACAACCGACCCCUGCAGGGCAGGUAAGUGAUCUGUAGUGUGACUCAGAACAUUAGUUAGUGGCAAUAAGAAUUUUAGGGUAGCUAAGCAGUUGUGGAACAGAAUAGGACAGUUAAUGUGUCACAAAGAUGUCACUCACCACUGCAGUAAAGGAGAGGGGGAAAAAAAAGCUUGAAGUAAAUUAGUGGAAGUUAUUUUUGCUUAUGUUUGCCUAUCUUUAAUGGGCUUCCUAACCAGGAUUUUGGUGCAAUGACAAAAGACACAAACACGCCACAUCCCUCAAAGACUCCAUCCAAGGUCUUUGAAUUAUACCCAUUGCAUGGUGCGCUAGGAUUUUAAGGCCUUGUGUCCAUAGCCUUGCUGCAGAUUUUUACAACCAUGCAUACACAGUUUAACCUGUGCCUGAACAAGGUCAGUGAGGCUAGAUCCAACGCUGCUGGAAUGCUGGGGUUGGGGAAGAGGGGGAAAUGUGCUAUCCAGUAACCUCACGACAUACUGUCUCAUUGCUUGGAAAACACAGCAGAACUGCUUGUUUGCAGAGAGAUCCUUACAAAAUACUUGUACAGAACUGUUUUUUGUUAAUAGAAAACAAAUGAGUUUUGACUGUUAAAUUAUCUGUGUGAUGAGAUUUGUCUGAGCUGAGUAAGAUGCGCAGUGCUAUAAAUGAUAACAAAUGGGUGCUGAAUGGUCUGCUUUGGUAUUUUAUUGGAUUGUUUUUGUAUACUUGUAAUGAUUUGUUUGUCAUGUUAAUUAAGAACUAUUGUUUUCUGAAUAGUUAAUAAAAUGGCCAUGAUACAUG